This is a messenger RNA of Mytilinidion resinicola, 1361 nucleotides long. Its product is annotated as C4-dicarboxylate transporter/malic acid transport protein. Gene Ontology annotation, molecular function: malate transmembrane transporter activity. Gene Ontology annotation, cellular component: membrane. The record is from RefSeq and is a predicted model, not a curated record. NCBI's taxonomy places the organism in Eukaryota, Fungi, Ascomycota, Dothideomycetes, Mytilinidiales, Mytilinidiaceae. Bases 112 to 1155 code for a protein of 347 amino acids. The transcript has a single exon. Gene Ontology annotation, biological process: malate transmembrane transport.
ACCAACAAUACCGCGACGCUUCGCGAUAUCGAGCGUCGGCCCUCAUGGCAAGGCCACUUGGGACUUCGAGAUCGACUGCAACACUUCACAUGGGCAUGGUUCACCCUUACCAUGUCCACAGGUGGCCUAGCAACGCUCCUGCACAGCCAACCUCACAAGUUCCCAGGUCUAAACACCAUCGGCACCGUUGUCUUCAUCUUUGACCUUCUACUCUUCACCUGCCUCACCUCUGCGAUAACAACCCGCUUUAUACUCUUUCCCCGAGCCUUUCGCAAAUCCCUUCGCAAUCCCGCCGAAAGCCUCUUCUAUCCAUGUUUUUGGCUUUCCAUAUCUACAAUAAUUCUUGGCAUCCAAGCCUACGGCGUGCCCGCCUGCGGCCCCUGGCUCCCCGUUGUCCUCCGCAUAAUUUACUGGAUCUACGUUGCGUGCACCUUCUCCGUCGCUGUAAUCCAGUAUUACUUCCUCUUCACCGCGGCCAACUUGACAUUUCACUCCAUGACCCCGGCCUGGAUUCUACCGGUAUUCCCAGUUAUGCUCUCCGGGACAAUCGCAAGCCUCAUCGCCCCCGACCAGCCACCAGAACAACGCCUACCCAUCAUCGUAGCAGGCGUGACGUUCCAGGGCCUCGGAAUUCUUGUCAGCAUGAUAAUGUACCCGAUCUACCUAGGUCACCUCAUGACGGACGGACUACCAGCUAUCGACCUCAGACCCGGCAUGUUCAUCUCGGUCGGGCCACCCUCUUUCACCACCCUCGCGCUGAUUGGGAUGUCGAAUGCGCUGCCGCCGAAUUACGGUUUCUUCGCGAGACACCCCAUCGCGAUCGAAGUGCUUCAGACCCUCGCACUCUUCACCGGCUGCUUCCUGUGGGCGCUCGGCUUUUGGUUCUUCUGCAUCUCAGUGAUCAGCGCAUUGGGCGGGCUGCCCAAGAUGGCGUUCCAUCUCACGUGGUGGGCCUUUGUGUUUCCGAAUGUUGGAUUUACGAUUGCGACAAUUGAAAUCGGGCGCGGGUUCGAAAGCGAGGGGGUUCUGUGGCUGGGGAGUGGGAUGACCAUACUCAUAGUGAUGACAUGGUGUUUCGUGUUCUUUAGCCACGUGAGGGCAGUAUUGAGGCAUAAGAUUCUGUGGCCGGGGAGGGAUGAGGAUAAGGACGCAUAAUGAGUGAUCAGAAGAUACCUUCAAACGUUCGUCUCGCCUUCAAACUCUACCUGUCCAGAUCACAAAAUUGAACACCACUGGUCCAGCAAUUAAACGUGUUCAUCUCACACCGACUUAGGAAGAUUAGCUAACACUACCAUAUCCAAAAGGGAAACCGCGAUUUCACCCUUUCCGCUUUGUCAACCUCGAUCCAAUCAAUACAGAGC